Messenger RNA from Cinara cedri, 5607 nucleotides. NCBI's taxonomy places the organism in Eukaryota, Metazoa, Arthropoda, Insecta, Hemiptera, Aphididae. The record is from the annotation of a GenBank genome assembly.
CACUAACACGGAACACAAUUCGAUUACCGUUGUCCAUAUUCGUCGUUUGGGAUUUCCAUUGAAAUUCAAAAAUUGUAGAAUAAAUUUAUGGUGUCGUGCUUAGUGUCCGGUUUAUAUUAUAUCUCACUAUAAUACUGGUAAACAUAAUAAUUAAUAGUCACUAAUCAGUAAAUCUGUCCGACCGUCCGCGUAGUUUUUUUUUUUUUUUUUAUCUUUUUUCAUUAAAUUUGACUUUCAAUAAUUUUGCAGUAGUCGCGUGUGCCAUGGAAUUAGAAGAACAGUGCCUAUCGUCACUGAAAGAUAUAGAAGAUUGUUUGACACUUAUAAAACAAAUGCCCAUGGCCCCACUUCCCAUAUAUGAAAGUAAGUUCAAGAUCCAUUUGAUUGUAUGCUCAUUCAUGUAGUAGGUACUAGAGAUGGGAAUUCGGAUCAGGUUAACAAGAAGAUCCGGUUCAAACAUCCGAUGGUUCCCACUUCUCAAACGGUUCGCGAUUACUACUAUACUGUAUAGUGACCGCGGUUCAGUCUGUUCAGUGGUUCACAGUCGUUCAAUGUGAUCCACAAUGUAAAUUUAGAAAUCAGAUAUUUGGUGAUCUGGAUCAAUUUCAUUCGCUACUUUGACCUGUUUGUUGGCAAACGACACAUCUCUAAUAGGUGCUGAUGUUGUAGACCAUUCGAUGUUACUGUAUUCUUCACCAUCUUAAAUUAACUACUAUGCUUAAAAAUAUAUUUCAUGUUAUAAUAUAAUAUUGAAUUAUAUAUAUAUUUUUGUUUUUUGUUAGAUACAAAUAAAGCUGCUGCGUAUAUCUGCUACCGUUUGAAAAAAUAUGACUAUGCUGCAUAUUAUCUUUCUGAAGCUCAUGGUGGUGGAGUUAGAUCCAAAUUAUCAUUGUUAAUGAAUCCUGAGUAAGAUGAUUGUUAAUUAGGUUGAUUAAGACACUUUAUGUACAAAAAUGUUUAAAUAAUACAAUUCAUAAUUACAUUUAUUCAUAUUAUUAUUUUAUUGUAUUACUUAUAUGCAAUAUUUGUGCAAACCGUGUGUUAUCAGUUAAAUUGAGCCUACCUCUGUUUAUUUAUUAAUAUGAAAUUAUUUUUAAUAUUAUAGUAAAACUAGUAAUAAAGAACUUGACAAGUGUUUGUCAAUGAACUCUGAAUAUGCCUCUAAAGGAUACUCGGGUCUUAUAGAACGUUUAAGAGAAAUGCCGUCUGAAUGGACACUCGUGCAAAUUACUAGAAAUUAUAAUCCAAAAGAAAUAAUCACACCCAGGCCUGCAGAUGAACCUAUGGAUGUUUGUGAACUUUUCAUAACUCGAUACCAGUGCGGUCAAAACAUCAAAAAUAAGCAAGUUAAAUUUAUUGUAAUUAUAAUUUAUAUCUUUUAAGUUUUUCAUUAUCAUUUAUUAUCUAUUUGUUAAUUAUAAUUUUUAGCAUACCUUUGACUGUAAAAAUAAAUAAACCAAAAUGCAGCUUGGGGCAAAAGAAUAUUUUUCAAGUGUUAAAAACAAGUUUAGAAGAUACUAACAAUAAAAAAAUUAAAGAUCAUGCAGGUAUCCGACGUUUAAGAGAUGCAGCUUCUCAGUCUAUUAAAGUAAAUAAACAACUUUGUUUUUAAAUAUCCGUUAAUGUGAACAUGGAAAAUAUAGGUGUAUUUUUAAUUUAUAAUAUUGUUGUUUUCAAUAGAAUAUUUCUGAAGAAAUCCAUACUAGUUGGUUAAAACACUGGAUUUGUAUGUUAUUAGGCAACUAUGUAGAUGAAAAACUCGCUGCAAAUGUUUACAGUAUUAUUGACAAUAUCAUAGAGUGAGUAUUAUAUUUAUUUACAUUAUGAUUUUGUAGCAUUAAAUUAUAUUACACUAUGAUUGUAUUUCUUAUGUACAAGUUAAAUCUUAAAAUUAUGUAAAUGUGUUUCAGAAAAGAAAAAAUAACUAUAAGUGACCGAACUCGAAUGUUGUUGUAUCAAAUAACAAAUGCAUCUAUUCAACUGACCAAUGUUGAAAUAAAAAAUGUUCUUAGAGAAUUGGAUUGUUCAAUAGAUGAUAAAAUUAAAUUUGAAAAUGCUAUUAUUGCAUAUCAGUCGUCUAGUUCAAAUUUAAUGUUGAAAAAGAGACAUCCUGUUUUGCUUAUAUUAGAUGAGGUGUGAUUUAAAUUGCAUAUCAAUAUUCCAAAGUAAUACUAUUACUGAUUAUAUUUUUCACAGCAUUUAGAAUGUCUGCCAUGGGAAACUAUACCAUAUUUGAAAAGACAUCCUAUAUCACGUGUAUCUUCUGUUCAUAUAGUACACAGUCUAUAUACCAAACAUAAGGAUUCUAUUGAAAAUGGAUUAAUGUAAAUAUAAUUUAGAAAAGUGUUAGCAGUAUUUUUACUCUUAUUAUGGUUUGGAUGUUUGUAAACUAAAAAAUACUUUAUGUCUGCAUAUUCUUUUGAAAAUGAUUAACAAUGUAUACUCCUAUAGUAUAUGUGUAAUGUAUAGAAUCAAAACCUAAUCUGAUAAAUUAUCAAAAUAUACAUUUAAAAAAAAAGAUGGGCAAUCUCGGUUGUAGGUGAAACGUUGGGAAGGUAAGAUAUAGAGGGGAAAUUUAAUGUAUAUCUGUACACAACGAUUAAUUAUUGCUAACAAAAAUCGAUUUUGAAUGGAAUGUGGUUAUACAUGUUUUUAAAGGCGGUAAUAUUUACGAUUUUAAAAUAAUACAUUUUAUUUCCCGAUUUUUUCAAUUUAUAAUGAAAACCCCUUGGAAAAUAAAAAAAAUAACUUCCCUAAAGUUGAAAAGUGCUACAUUUGAAAAUUUUAGCAAAAUUUCUGAUAGAAAAGUUGAUCACAAAGAAAAAAUAAAUAAAUGCCAUUUUUAAUCAAUGCAAACACUAAAACACGUAUUACAAUUUUAUCUAAAAGAAUAGAAUUUCAUUCCUUCUGUUUUACUGGAAUUCCGGUCUUUAAUUUCUAAAAAUUAAACUAAAAUGUACUAUUAAUGCUAAAACUGCAUUUGUUAUCAGAAUUAGUAUCAUAUUAAUCGAUCAAACUAAUUGAAGGAAAAUUGGCGACUUAAUUGUUUUUUGUGUAUAAAUUAGACAAUGAAAAAAAACAUACUUGAUUCCUCUAAUAAUUAUUAAGGAAUAGUCACAAUGUUAAUAUUUUAACAAAUUAUUAUAUUAAUAAAAGAAAUUGAAUUGAUUGAAAACUACAAUUUACUGCCUAAAUUUAAUUUUGUAGCCAAAAAAUGUUAAAACUAAUUUUUUUCCAAGAUACAUUUGAAUACCUACAAUUUUUGUUUAUAUUUUGUUUUGAAAUUUAAACAGAAAAUUGAAUGCCAAAUUUAUAAACAUCCAAACUGUAAUAAUAAUGUACUACUAAAAAUGUAUUGUACUUUUUUAGGAAAAUUAAAAAUCAAGGAUAUUACAUAUUAAACCCUGAUAAAUCACUAUUUAAUGCAGAGCAAAGGAUAUCAAGUUUCUUAAAAGAAAGACAAAUAAAUUGGCCUGGUAUAAAAAGUCAAGAGCCUACUUCAGGACAUUUCAGUUCUGUGCUACAAAAUAAUAACAUUAUAUUGUAAGAAUGAUAGUAAGCUUAUUUUUGGUUAUUUUUAAAUUUGUUUAGUAAUAUAUUUGAUCUUAUUUUAGAUAUUGUGGUCAUGGUAAUGGAACACAAUAUUUGCAUAGUUUGGAUUUAGAAAAAUUGGAUCUCCGGUGUAUACCAAUGUUAUUUGGGUGUUCAAGUGUUAAACACAUUGAUAAAGGAGGAAGACCUAAUUUUGUGGGUGCUUCAUAUGGAUAUUUAAAAGCUGGCUGGUAAUUUAAUUUUCUAUUUAAACAUCUUUUACAUUGAAUAGUUAAUAGACAAUUGUUUUUUUUUUUUUUUACUGUGAUUUGUUUUUUAGCCCUUGUGUCAUUGGUAUGUUAUGGAAUGUAAUGAGUUUAGAUGCAGACAAUUUAGCAAGAGCCUUACUUAAUGUUUGGUAUCCUGGAAAUCCUAUCAAUCUUCAGAGUAAGUUAUAAAUAAUACAAUUUAAUUCAUAUCAAAAUCAAAAUUAAUUUUUUUAAAUUAUUUGAAAGUAUAUCAAAUUAUAACAGUACCUGUGCCUCAUUAUUUAAAUCAUCUAUUUAUUUAAUAAUACAUAGUAUAUCUUAUGGGACCACUGGAUAUAUCAUUUUAAAAGCUCAACAAUAUAUCCAUGGUUUUUUGCCUUGUUACAAAACAAAUAUCGCUUUUGUGUUGUGUCCAUUAUUUUCUAAUUUGAUAAAAAAAAAUUGUAUGAAUAAAUCUAGUUUCUUAUAGAUUUUGGGCAGUUUAUAUUUUAGUGAGGGGUCAAGGGUUUUACUAUGUUUUUUUUUUUUAAAUCUUUUCAACCAGAAAUCUUCCUCCGAUAGAAAAAUCACUAGAGAUAUUUGUUUGUUGCAUUUUGGAUCUAUUUGGUGUUUUGAUUUUCCAAGGAAUUUUCUAACUAAUUGAGAAAAAUCAGAAACAAAAUUAUUGGAAAAUCAACAAAUAUUUAUAGCGUGUUGCAGUGUACCGAUUAUUUUAAAAUUUUAUGCAUAUUUUAUGUUUUCUACCGGUAAUCUUACUUGAGAUUUGAUUGAAAUUUAACAUAAGAUUCAUUUGUAAUUGGAAAAAAAAAAUUGAGUGUAAAGUAGUUAUUUUUUUAUGGUUCUUUUAAGAUCAAAUUUUGAUAAAAAUCAUAAAUACGUAUAAUGCAUUUCAAAUCAUGUAUAACUGAAAUUCUCUCACGAUCGCAUUUGAUUAGCAAUUUAGUUAGCAAUCAAUCCAUACAAAUAUGACGUGCUUAUUUAUACAAACAAUUAUAUUGUAUUAUAGUUGAAUUUCAAUGAAGUUAAUAUUUUCAAUAUAUACUUGAAAUUUUGUUCUGUAUUAACAGUUUUAAUCUUAUAGAGAUUUAAUAUUUUUUUUUUAACAUCUAUUUAUUUAAUGUAAUUUAUUGGCGACCUGAAUAGUUAGAAUAAAGGUGAAGUAGAAGAACAUCUAUUUAAUAGUUUUUAAUAUUUUUUGUAUAGCAUAUAUAGAUGUAAAUAGAACAGUUAUCUUUUAAUUUUAUUUCAGAAAUGUGGCCUAAAGAAUUUUUGGAUGAACAAGAUUACAACAAGGAACCAGAACUUUUGCGCACAUUAUCAAUAGCCAGAAAAACCACUAGAAGUUACUUUAACUAUGCUGCUUUAGUUGCUCGAGGCAUACCAGUUAUCAUGACUGAUGAUAAAUAAUAUUGUACUUGAUAUGAAAUUAUUUCAUAUUUCUACUUGAAUUAUUAAACAAUAUCAAAUCACAUAUAUUUAUCAUUGGAGUUACCAAUAUUUUACAUAUUUCGUUUUAAUUUAUUAAUAAAUAUUAUAUACAAAUCGAGAAUAAUUUUAAAUAUUUUAUUGAAUUUAAUUUGUAUAUACAGUUUUACAUAGUUAGAAUCUAUUAUGCCAAAUUUUUAAGUGUUAUAUUUUAAAUUUUAUAUGCUAAGCAAUGAAGCUAUUAAGUUUUAUAGGUUUUUCUCAUAAACUCUUAUACCUUUUAUAGUCUAUUAAACAUUAAGUAUCAUAAAUAAUUAAUUUUAUCAUCAAAUAAUGCAGAUUCUAUAAUAAUAUGUCCUAUAAUUUUAAUUCUUCUACCAAC